Messenger RNA from Blastomyces dermatitidis ER-3, 833 nucleotides. RefSeq lists its product as uncharacterized. The transcript is spliced from 6 exons. Lineage: Eukaryota; Fungi; Ascomycota; Eurotiomycetes; Onygenales; Ajellomycetaceae. The record is from RefSeq and is a predicted model, not a curated record. Bases 42 to 833 code for a protein of 263 amino acids.
UGUUAUUUAUUAUCCGUCCGAGAAUUAAUCUUAAGGCAUCAAUGUACCUUCAAUCAACUCUAACCACGUUUGAGAUUUACGCCACGCGGAACAAGAACAGUGGGAAAAAUGAGGGAUCCAGUGUUCCGACCCAUUGUGGAGCGAUAUGCAUGCACAACUUGAUGUUGUCUGUUCAGAUGGUGAUCUGUGCCAUUUCAGGUGUUCUCAAUGUGUUUCAACUCGCCCUUGGCCUAUCGAACUUCUUGCAAUGUGCAACUUCUUCAAAAACUUUUACAUCUACAGCGCCUGUCGGGAUCCAGCAAACCAUUUCUUCCGUAUUUCGACUGAUGGAUCUAGCGGAGUCCGAUGCGACGGGAGCCCCCAUGAAAGAUUUAUCGUGGUCGUUGGUCAAUGUCGUCUUUGCAAACGCUAGGAUUAGACCAACCGUUUUCCAACCCGGCUCAUUACCUCCAAUGCGUCCCGAGACAGGGAGACACUGUUACCCGGAAUGUUCUUUAAUAAUUGCAGUAAUCAACUAUCCAGGGAAAGGAUGGUGGAGAAAUGGUCUCAUAUUUGCACGGCUCAUGACCGAUCUUAACUUGCGAGUAUUCCUUAUCAUGGUUGAGCCGGAACGCGGGCCGAUUGCUAUCAUCCAGACACCCUCAUACUCAUUUGCGCGGCCGGACUCUUUGCUCCAGUACGUCACCGAAUUACUCUUGCUAGCCAGCCAUUUUUUGAGUAAUCAGAACGUGCCUAUUCGAACGGCUAUAACUCCUAUAUCUAUACCCCCCUACUCUUCAUGGCCCAAAAUUUUGUUACAAGCAUGCAAGAAGCACCAGUCUGGCCCACAUUGA